Prosopis cineraria is the source of this 1380-nucleotide messenger RNA. RefSeq names its product PLASMODESMATA CALLOSE-BINDING PROTEIN 5-like. Lineage: Eukaryota; Viridiplantae; Streptophyta; Magnoliopsida; Fabales; Fabaceae. The record is from RefSeq and is a predicted model, not a curated record. The coding region runs from base 207 to 995 and encodes 262 amino acids. The transcript is spliced from 4 exons.
AUUGAGCCCCUUCUACACUUUGUUUUCAACCUUCUUCCCUCCUUUUUGCUUCUCUUCUUCUGCUGCACCACUCCAUCUCCAAGUCUUCACCUUUUCAUUAUUUUAAUUCUCAUCAUUACCCCAUUACUCUAUCCCCUCCCUUUUCUUCUCCAAACUCACCACUCCUCCUCUCUGCUUCUUACUUUUCCUGAAGCUCCACGUUGAAGAUGAUGAGGACUGUGAGCUUUCUUCUUCUAUUUCUCUUACUGGCUCAAUUCCUCUCUUCUGGUACUUCAAGUAGGCCAGGGAAGAAGAAGGAAAAAGAACUCGAGCAUGUGAAUUAUGUACCAGAAGAUCAUCAUCAUCAUCAUCAACAAGCUAGCAGACAACUUUCUACUACCAAUAGGGACAUUACCACUCCAAUCACUACAGUUCCAAACUUAGUUCCCACCACACCAACAUCUCCAACUCCAAUCUUGAACCCUAAUUCUAACCCAGAUGUCACAGUCUCUCCGGCCAACACAAUCCCCAUUACUUCUACAAAUUCCCCACCAUCUUCUUCUUCUUCUUCUUUAGGUUCAAGUUGGUGUGUUGCUACACCAGCAGCCUCACAGACUGCUUUACAGGUUGCUCUGGACUAUGCUUGUGGUUUUGGUGGAGCUGAUUGUACUGCAAUUCAACCAGGAGGGAGAUGUUAUAACCCUAAUUCUGUUAGGAACCAUGCUUCUUAUGCUUUCAAUAACUAUUACCAGAAGAAUCCUGUGCCCAAUAGCUGCAAUUUCGGUGGAACUGCUGUUAUCACUAGCACUAACCCAAGUACAGGGACAUGUGAAUUUCCAUCCACAAGCACAAGCUCAUCAAUCUUAAACACAACAAACUCAGUGGGUGCUAAUGUGUUUGGCUCUGUUCCAGUCCCUUCUUCCUGUCAAGCUCUCACAUCAAACAAUGGCUUCUCACAAAUUCAACUCAUCACUCUGUGGCUACUCACUUCAGUCUUGGCUGCCAAGUUUCUCUAAAAUAGAUCCAUACCGCGCUCAGCAAUUAAGUUUUGCCUCUUAAGAAAUACAAAUUAACAAUGGUUUCAAAAAGAGAGAUAGAAAAAAUAAAAUAAAACCCAUUUCACAUGUGAAUCCCUGUGUGCGUGUGCGUGUAUGAGAGAGAGAGAGAGAGACAGAGAGAGAGAGAGAAUUGUUCCCAUUUCUUUAUCUCUCUUGGUAGAGAGAAUUUGGGUCCAACAACACGAUCAAGAAGACAUAGAUUAUAUAGAUAGAUACCUCCUCUAGAAAAAGAGAAACAAGCAAUAUGAUGGACAUUUGUAUAAAUUUACACGAGUAUACAAGUAUUCUUGUUUGUAGGUGUAAAUUUUGUUGAUUAUAAAUGAUUAUAUUAUUAUUGUCUUUU